Messenger RNA from Cyprinodon tularosa, 3070 nucleotides. RefSeq names its product apoptosis inhibitor 5 (gene api5). Gene Ontology annotation, molecular function: RNA binding. The record is from RefSeq and is a predicted model, not a curated record. Gene Ontology annotation, cellular component: nucleus. The transcript is spliced from 14 exons. NCBI's taxonomy places the organism in Eukaryota, Metazoa, Chordata, Actinopteri, Cyprinodontiformes, Cyprinodontidae. The coding region runs from base 263 to 1846 and encodes 527 amino acids. Gene Ontology annotation, biological process: negative regulation of apoptotic process.
UGUUACCUUCCGUAGCAUUAUAGCCGGGGAGAACAUUGCGGGAAAACAGACGGUCGGGGGAGGGAGUCCAUUGACGAUAUUCUAGAAUUUUCAUUCUCACGCGCCUGUCGCUCCCACGGUAGUAUUAGCCAUUAUUCGUGUUGUCGUAGGUUAGUUUAUCUAAAACCUAGCUAGCGUUGCGCUGUAAGGUGCUAUAUUUCCUUUCCCCCCCGUGGUUUCAUCAGCGGUCUUCUGUGAAAGCGCCAGGGACCGGGACACGCUGAUGGCGGUCACAAUCGAGGAGCUUUAUCGGAACUACGGGAUCCUUGCUGAUGCUAAAGAAAACCUGAGCCAGCACAAAGAUGCAUACCAAGCAAUCCUGGAUGGUGUGAAGGGUGGUCCCAAAGAAAAGAGACUGGCGGCACAAUUUAUUCCUAAAUUCUUCAGCAGCUUCCCAGAGUUGGCUGAUGCAGCCAUAAAUGCCCAGCUUGAUCUCUGUGAAGAUGAAGAUGUGUCUAUUCGACGACAGGCCAUUAAGGAGUUACCCAGGUUCGCAACUGGUGAAAACAUUUUUCGAGUCGCUGAUAUUCUGACCCAGCUCCUACAAACAGACGAUACUGCAGAGUUCAACCAAGUGAACACAGCACUGAUUUCAAUUUUCAAGAUGGACGCUAAGGGUACACUGGGAGGUCUCUUCUCGCAGAUCCUGCAGGGUGAGGACAUAGUGCGAGAGAGAGCCAUCAAGUUUCUGUCCACCAAACUGAAGACUUUACCAGAGGACGUCAUGACAAAGGAGGUGGAGGAUUACGUCUUUGCUGAGACAAAGAAGGUUUUGGAGGACGUCACAGGAGAGGAGUUUGUGCUUCUGAUGCGCGUGGUGUCUGGUCUGCGGGUGCUGCAGUCGGUAAAUGGACGACAGCAGCUGGUGGAGCUGGUGGUGGAGCAGGCUGACCUGGAGCAAGCCCUGAACCCAGCAGACCCAGACGCCGUGGACCGGCUCCUGCAGUGCACUCGACAAGCUCUGCCGUUGUUCUCUAAAAAUGUCCAUUCCACCCGGUUCGUGACGUACUUCUGCGAACACGUCCUGCCUAACCUCAGCACCCUGACGAGUCCUGUAGCAGAGCUGGACAUACAGCUGGAGGUGCUGAAGCUGCUGGCUGAGAUGAGUCCUUUUUGUGGGGAUAUGGAGAAGCUGGAGGCCAAUCUGAGCACGUUGUUCACCAAGCUUGUGGAAUUCAUGCCGCUGCCACCUGAAGAGGUUGAGAACGGUGAAAACUCUGCCAGCGAGGAGCCCAAACUGCAGUUCAGCUACGUGGAGUGUCUCCUCUUCAGCUUCCACCAGCUGGGCAAGAAGCUGCCCGACUUUCUGGUGGACAAGGUGGAUGCAGAGCGCCUCAAAGACUUCAAGAUCCGGUUACAGUACUUUGCCAGAGGUCUGCAGGUUUAUAUCAGACAGCUGCGAGUGGCCCUGCAGGGGAAGACGGGGGACGCUCUGAAGACGGAGGAGAACAAAAUCAAAGUGGUGGCCCUGAAGAUCACAAACAACAUCAAUGUUCUCAUUAAGGAUCUCUUCCACAACCCUCCUUCAUACAAGAGCACAGUAACCUUGUCCUGGAAACCCGUCCAGAAGCCAGAGGCAGCAGCGCCCAAACGUCCAUCAGGGGAAGAAAUGGGAUCUGGGGCCAACACAAAAAAACAGAUCAUGCCUCUCCCACGACGGGACGCAAGGCAAAUUUACAACCCUCCCAGCGGCAAGUACAGCGCCUCUAUUGGCAAUUUUAACUACGAGCAGCGCGGUGGCUUCAGAGGCGGCAGAGGACGAGGCUGGGGGAUGAGAGGCAACAGGAGCCGAGGCCGAAUCUACUGAGAGACAGAAAUCUACAUUUCUUUGUCAGAACUGCAUCACAUCAGGAUCUCCUCAUCAGAAUGGACUAUUUGUCAUUUACCUAUAUAUAUUUUUCCUUUAAUUUUUUUACAAUUAAGUUUUUUUGUUUUUACUCUUAUUGCCUUUCAUCUGUGGGUCUUAGUUGCUUUCUUCUUCUGGCUCCAACUCCUCUUGUCAUGAACACAUGAGUAGCUGUAUUUCUCUCAGCCAAGGUAAUCCGUAAUCUAGAUGUGUGGAUUUUCCCUUCCCUCUUUUUAUUUUUGUUUUUCAGAAAAUUUUAAACCUUGUGUGUUUUUUGUGGAACAAAAGACUGCCAAGUUGUAACUAAAUAUUUUGGUCACAUAGUUGUGGAAGUUCCUCUUGUUUAGCAGCAUGUUUGUGGAAAAAUCCAUUUCAAUUUUCUCUUAUUUAACCAUUUUUUUUUUUUUUUUUUUUUUUAGCAGAGCUUAAUUAGAAUUGGCUGACUGCUUCUUUGUAUAAAUCAAUGAUGCCCUUUCAUUAAAUUUUUAUCAUAAAACUAGAUGGAAGUACAAUAUUUGUCCCUUACUCGUAUUUGGGGAAAGAAAAAGCUAUUUUCAGGACCAAGGCUAUUGAAAUCAUAUCACUCUAAAGUAUACUACUUGAUUUACCCUAUAUUUCGAUUUUCUCUUAAAGUUUGUUCCCCAAAAUUAUUUUUGGCUCACAAUAUAGCAUCCAGUUGCAAAAUGCUCAAAAACAUGCCAUCUUUUCUGACUAUAGCAUCUGUGUUCGAAGCAUUAAUAACCUUAAAAGAGGUCCCAACGUGUUCAUAAAUAUUAUUUUACAAUCUUCUUUUGGAGCCCCCUGCUGUCUGAAAUUAAUGAGAUUCUUUUUUGUUCUUAAUAUUAGAAGUCAAUAUUAAUAUUAAAAACCACAACAAAUAUUUGGAUCUGAACUUUUUUCAGUUAAAUUUGAUAUACUUUUUUUAUUUUAAUCAUAAAAUUACCAAACUGACCUAAGUUUGCAGUCUUAACUCCACCAGCCAAGUUUCUGUAAUCUACUUAAAUUCUCCGUAUAUGUCCUACAGGUUGUUACCAAUAGAAUAUGAUUUGUUUUAUUGUAAAUUUAUUAAUCUGACUUUCCCUCUGAGAAAUGAGCUUUGAGGCAGAAAUGCUUUUGCUGACAUCUGGUUUGUAAACAUUUUUUUUCCUUUAUUUGGUUGUGUUGAUUAAAUUUCCUCCAUCUAAA